CUAGAUUCGGCUGCUAGGGCCUGGUUCAGCUCUUGGCUCUGUUGCUCGGCUGUUAGGGCCUGGCUCGGUUACUUGGCGCUCAUCUACCCGCCCUGGCCGAGGUCCUCGGAGCGGCGGCGGCAGUAGGAGCAGGAGGAGAUCGAGCAGCUCGGGCUACUUUCCCGAGGCCAGGCCCCGCCGCGCCCGGGACCCCCAGCUCCGCCGCGACCUCGCCCCACCCCCUCGGGCUACGCGGCGAGCCAGGCCCAGACCCUUCCUGCAGCAGAGUUCCAUGAGUCAACCUCUUCAGAUGUGGAUGGCCUGUCUGUAGCUUCUUGGCUGUUUGUGAUCUGGAACCCGCUGGUGUCUCGUCCCAGUCCCUAUUGUAACAGUGGCUACUGAGAGCCAUGAAGGUUGUACCAGAGAAGAAUGCUGUGCGGAUCCUGUGGGGCAGAGAACGUGGCACCCAAGCCUUGGGCGCUCAGCGGCUUCUGCAGGAGCUGGUGGAGGAUAAAACCCGAUGGAUGAAAUGGGAGGGCAAGAAAGUUGAGCUACCAGACAGCCCACGUUCCACGUUCUUGCUGGCGUUCAGCCCAGAUAGGACCCUCAUGGCUUCCACCCACGUGAAUCACAAUAUCUACAUCACAGAGGUGAAAACGGGCAAGUGUGUCCAUUCUUUGGUUGGACAUCGGCGCACACCGUGGUGUGUGACCUUUCACCCUACUAUCCCGGGACUCAUUGCUUCAGGGUGCCUAGAUGGGGAGGUUAGAAUCUGGGAUUUACAUGGUGGAAGCGAGAGCUGGUUCACAGACAGCAACAAUGCCAUUGCAUCUCUGGCUUUCCAUCCUACGGCUCAGCUCCUGCUGAUUGCAACAGCCAAUGAGAUCCAUUUCUGGGACUGGAGUCGUCGAGAACCCUUUGCAGUGGUGAAGACAGCCAGUGAGAUGGAGCGAGUCCGGCUGGUACGGUUCGAUCCCUUGGGACACUACUUGCUCACAGCGAUUGUCAACCCUUCUAACCAACAGAGUGACGAGGAGGUGGAGAUCCCAGUGGAUAGCACAGAUAUACCACAUUAUCGCCAGCGCUCUAUUCUCCAGUCUCAGCCUGUGAGGCGUACACCCCUCCUCCACAACUUCCUGCACAUGCUGUCCUCACGCUCCUCUGGCAUCCAGGUGGGAGAGCAAAACACUGUGCAAGAUUCUGCCACCCCAUCCCCACCACCUCCACCACCCCCACCACCUCCACCACUGCCUCCGGCCAGCGAGAACACCAGAGCAGCGGCCUACACCAGGCUCCGUGAGCGUGUCAGUUACCCCACAACAGAGUGCUGUCAGCACCUGGGGAUGUUGUGCCUUUGCAGUCGAUGCUCUAGUGCAAGACUUCCUUCUUCUCUCUUCCCGCAUCAGGAAAAUGCCCCCUCCACUUCCUCUGGGGCCACUGGCACUUCCUUUUCCUCUGUGCAGACAGAGCCAUACCAACCCCCAGACCAGGCAUCCACAGCGCAGCAGGAACAGGGUCUGCUUAACAGGCCUUCUGCUUUCAGCACUGUUCAGAGCAGCACUGCUGGCAACACCCUACGCAACCUUAGCCUGGGCCCAACUCGCAGAUCCCUCAGUGGGCCCUUGUCAGGCCAUCCCUCCAGGUACCAGUCUGCAAGAGAGAUGGCAUCUGGUUUAGGAGGGUCCGACUGGACUAGAACAGUGCUGAACAUGGGCUCUCGCUCGGAGUUGGAAGCCAUGCCUCCACCUAGAACCAGUGCCUCUUCAGUGAGUUUGCUGUCAGUGCUCAGACAGCAGGAGGGAGGUUCCCAGUCCUCUGUGUACACAUCUGCUACAGAAGGGAGGGGCUUCCUGGCACCAGGGGCUGAAGCAGACAGCAGCGGUAGUGCUGGCCCAAGCAAUCCAGCCAGCAUCCGCAACGAGCUCCAAUGCGACUUGAGACGGUUCUUCUUGGAAUAUGACCGACUUCAAGAGCUAGAUCAAGGGAUUGGUGGGGAGCCCAGCCAGUCGCAACAGGCUCAAGAAAUGCUUAACAACAACAUUGAGCCUGAUAGGCCAGGUCCCUCCCACCAGCAGACUCCACAUAGCAGUGAAAACAAUUCCAAUUUGUCUCGGGGCCACCUGAACCGCUGUCGCGCCUGUCACAAUCUGCUGACCUUUAACAAUGACACACUACGCUGGGAAAGAAGCACACCCAGUUAUCCAUCGGGGCAGGUCCAAAGCACAUUUGAUGGCGUGCCACCAAGCAGCAGCCAGGCGCAGCCUGCAGAGAGAACCGAGGGCAGAGCUCCUACCUCUAGCAGGCUGCAGCUGGGAAGCUCUUCCAACUCGCAGGAGGAAAGGACCGUGGGAGUGGUCUUUAACCAGGAGACAGGGCACUGGGAGAGAGUUUACAGCCAGUCAGCUUCGAGCAGACCUGGGAAUGUAUCACAGGAGGCCUUAAGCCAGGAAAUGCCUGAGGAAAGUACAGAGGAGGAUUCGCUCAGGAGGAGGCUGCUGGAAUCUUCCCUCAUUUCACUGUCACGCUAUGAUGGAGCAGGGUCCCGGGAGCACCCAAUCUACCCAGAUCCAGCCAGGUUGUCUCCUGCAGCAUAUUAUGCCCAGAGAAUGAUCCAGUAUCUUUCCCGGAGGGACAGUAUUCGCCAGCGCUCCAUGCGUUACCAACAGAAUCGUCUCCGCUCUUCCUCAUCGUCUGCUUCCACCUCAGAGAACCAAGGCCCAUCUGUAGAGGGAAAUGAUCUGGAGUUUGAAGAUUUUGAAAGGGACAAUGGAGACAGAUCAAGGCACCGAGCUCCCCGGAACGCCCGUAUGUCUGCACCGUCACUUGGGCGCUUCGUCCCCAGGCGUUUCUUGCUGCCAGAGUACUUACCUUAUGCUGGGAUUUUCCAUGAACGCGGACAGCCAGGGUUGGCCACCCACUCCUCUGUUAACCGGGUCUUGGCAGGGGCUGUGAUUGGAGAUGGACAGUCAGCUGUGGCCAGCAACAUUGCCAAUACCACCUACCGGCUCCAGUGGUGGGACUUCACCAAGUUUGACCUGCCUGAAAUCAGCAAUGCUUCUGUGAAUGUGCUUGUUCAGAACUGCAAGAUUUACAAUGAUGCUAGCUGCGAUAUCUCUGCAGAUGGGCAGCUCCUGGCAGCCUUCAUUCCCAGCAGUCAGCGGGGCUUUCCUGAUGAAGGCAUACUGGCUGUGUAUUCUCUGGCACCUCACAACCUGGGCGAGAUGCUAUACACAAAAAGAUUUGGCCCCAAUGCCAUUUCCGUGAGCCUGUCUCCAAUGGGCAGGUACGUGAUGGUGGGACUGGCUUCCCGACGCAUCCUACUGCACCCUUCCACAGAACACAUGGUGGCUCAGGUCUUCAGGCUGCAGCAGCCACAUGGUGGAGAAACAUCCAUGAGGAGAGUUUUCAACGUCCUGUACCCGAUGCCUGCUGACCAGAGGAGACACGUCAGCAUAAACUCUGCUCGCUGGCUACCUGAGCCAGGCCUGGGAUUGGCAUAUGGCACUAACAAGGGGGACCUGGUGAUUUGCCGACCAGAGGCCUUAAACUCUGGAGUUGAGUACUACUGGGACCAGCUGAAUGAGACUGUUUUCACUGUGCAUUCCAGCAACAGGAGCACCGAGCGGCCUGGAACAAGCAGAGCCACAUGGAGGACGGACAGAGACAUGGGCCUAAUGAAUGCCAUAGGCCUGCAGCCCAGGAACCCCACCACCUCGGUGACAUCACAGGGUACUCAGACCCUGGCUCCUCUGCUGCAGAAUGCAGAGACUCAGACAGAGAGGGAGGUACAGGAGCCAGGUGCUGCCACCUCAGGAACUGGAGAAGGUGAAGGUCCAGAAUAUGGGGCCAGUGGAGACGAUGCCCUCAGCAGGAUCCAGAGGCUGAUGGCUGAGGGUGGUAUGACUGCUGUGGUCCAGCGGGAGCAGAGCACCACUAUGGCAUCCAUGGGCGGCUUUGGCAACAACAUCAUUGUGAGUCACCGGAUUCACCGCAGCUCUCAGACUGGUGUGGAAUCCAUGGGAGCUGAUGGUGCCUUGAUGCAGCAGUCCACCUCGCACGAGCUGGCAGCUGAGCUGGAGGGACGGAUCCUUUCAGAGUCUAUGCAGCUGGCAGAGCAAGGCCAGAGCCCGCAGACAGCUCCUGGCAGGAGUGAAGGACAAGGAGCCGAUGGAUUGGAUCUGCCAGAGCAGUCCCAAUCCUCUAUGGACACUGAGGGACCAAUUGAAUACAGUGACCUAACCAAUAAUAACCAUCUUCCUGACAAUACCAACUACUAUAGUAACGACAGCACCAGUGGGGAGUCGCGGAACAGGUAGAGAUGAAUUGUCUUGGUGCUACCCUUGUACUGCUAAGCAGAGACCUGUACCUCACAGUUGAUCAGGAGCUGGAAGAGUGGGGGUAUUGUGGGUCUGACAGGAUAAUGGUAAUUGAGGAGGGGGCCGAAGUGGAAGAGAAGCCACCAAAUCUAUAGGGACCCCAGGCAGAAGAAGUUUUAUUUGGUCUUAGCUUCCAGCACCCAUGCUCCUGCACAAUUUCUAUGAGAACAUUAAUGAUCCCUUACAAUGCUCUUCUGAGCCUUGUGUAAAUAUCCCAGAUUACUGGGAAUCCCUGGGUCUUAGCCCUAACCCUGGAGUGCUCUAACUGUUACCAUUCCUAACAUGAGUGUUUUCCCACUGCUUGCCACCAGCCCCAAGGUUUGAGCAGAAGAACGAAUAUCAGGGAAGGGGGCCUGCGGUGUCCUCCAGAGACAGGCAACCCUAUUGGGCAUAUCCUGGAUUUGAUGCCCCAGCUCUGCCAGUGGAGUGGAGGAGUCUUCCAGGCCAGAGUCCCACUCCAUGGGAUGGCCCUAGUGCCCCUUGGGAAAGGUGCAGCAUUUUGGAGACUAGAGAGAACAUUAUUCCUGUCCAGUCUGCGAUCUUCCCAGGGCAGAGCUGGAGUAGAAAGAGCCAGGCUUAAGCUUCACCAUCCUUUAUAUACCCAGGAGCCUCUCAGAAGUGAGGACCUUUUCUUUGAAUGUCAGCUUAGCACCGAGCUGCUAUCGAUGGGGAGAGAGAAUGGGGGCAAAUGCGGGGGGUGGGAGUGAGGUGGGUGUGGCUCCCCCAGUAAGGAUGCAGUUAGCACAAGGAUACUCCAAUAUUUUCACACCCCCAGCUGUGCCAAUAUUCACGUGAAUGAGCCAUCUUGGCAAAGCCUGCCAGUAUCAUGGCACCAUUGGCUGGCUGCAUUUCUCUUGGGGCGGGGAGGGGGUGACUUUCCAGCUCCAGGUCAGGGCAUGAGGUAUGGGUCUGUGACGUAAGGUGUUGCAUGUGAAAUCUUGACCUUGUACAUGUAGUUUCUAGUGGAGAAAUCAAGGCUCUGAUAAUAUUUUGUUUUUAGUCUAAAAUGUGAUUUUCCUUUUCGUUUGUAACUCUCCAUCCCAGCAAGCUUGUGGCGGGAGGGUAGGGGGAGAGUCUGAGUGCUAACGAGGGAAACACCAAAGAUCAACGUCAUUAAAAUAUGACAAACCCUU
This is a messenger RNA of Chrysemys picta bellii (western painted turtle), 5488 nucleotides long. RefSeq names its product autophagy and beclin 1 regulator 1 (gene AMBRA1). Gene Ontology annotation, biological process: autophagy. The record is from RefSeq and is a predicted model, not a curated record. Gene Ontology annotation, cellular component: intracellular membrane-bounded organelle. Gene Ontology annotation, molecular function: protein binding. Lineage: Eukaryota; Metazoa; Chordata; Testudines; Emydidae.